Messenger RNA from Gasterosteus aculeatus aculeatus (three-spined stickleback), 4637 nucleotides. Its product is annotated as synapsin-2. Gene Ontology annotation, biological process: neurotransmitter secretion. Gene Ontology annotation, cellular component: synaptic vesicle; synaptic vesicle membrane. Gene Ontology annotation, molecular function: ATP binding. Lineage: Eukaryota; Metazoa; Chordata; Actinopteri; Perciformes; Gasterosteidae. The record is from RefSeq and is a predicted model, not a curated record.
CUCGCAGUCACACACAAACAUUUGCGAGAGCCGUGAGUCUCGCGGGCGGGGGGGGGGGCGGCGAGAGAGAACCGCCACGCACAAACGCACGCCGUUUCGCUGGCUUAAGCUGUGCUUGAGAGAGCCGAAGACCUGGACCAGAGCUGUUUCCAUCGCUCCAUCCAUCCUCUCCUUCCUGCAGCUCAGAAGCAGCUCUCCUUCAGCCCUUAUCACCCCCCCCCCCACUCCCCUCCACCUCCCACCACCCCCUGCACACCCCCUUUUGAUUAUCCGGACCGAUUGUGCUCCCUGCCGUUGGUCUGUCCUCAGAUCAGCGCGUCUCUCUCUCUCUGUAACCGGCUGCGCUUUCACUUCAAUCCAGCGGAGAGGCCGAGAGGCGUAACCCGGGAGAGAGCGACCACCCGAGCGGCUGAGAGACCGACCGCCCGACCGCCACCAUGAACUUCCUCCGCCGCCGCCUCUCUGACAGCAGCUUCAUGUCCAACCUGCCCAAUGGCUACAUGUCGGACCUCCAGAGGUCGGACCCACCUGCUCCUCCUCCCCCAGCCGCCACCUCCCCUUCCCAGCAGCACCCAGGCGCAGCGGCGGCGACGACGGGCUCAGCACUGUCCCCGACCCAAGCCCCGGCCGCGGCCCCGGCCCAGGCUCCCGCCGGAUCCCCCGCCACUCAGGAACGGCGUGCGAGCCAGCAGGCCCAGCAGCCUCCGCAGGCCCAGUCCUCCUCCUCCGGUGGUUCCUCUGGCUUCUUCAGCUCCUUCAGCUCCAUCACCAACGCCGUCAAACAGACGGCCGCCGGGCUCGUGGAGCAGUCGGUUCCCUCCCCCUCGCUCUCCAAGAAGUUCAAGAUCCUGUUGGUCAUCGAUGAGCCCCAGCACGAGUGGGCUAAAGUGUUUCGGGGAAAGAAGGUCCUUGGAGACUUUGACAUCAAAGUGGAGCAGGCCGAGUUCUCAGAGGUCAACCUCAUCUCGCAUUCGAAUGGCACCUGUAACGUGGACAUGCAGGUCAUCAGGAGCGGGAUCAAAGUCACCAGGUCUUUCAGGCCGGACUUCGUCUUGGUGCGCCAGCACGCCUUCAGUAUGGCCCAGAACGAGGAUUUCAGGAACCUGAUCAUCGGUCUGCAGUACGCAGGCGUCCCCUCGGUCAACUCUCUGGACUCCAUCUACAAUCUCUGCGACAAGCCUUGGGCUUUUUCCCAGCUGAUCAAUAAUCAGAAGCGGUUAGGAUCAGAUAAGAUCCCUCUCAUUGAUCAGACUUUCUACCCCAACUACAGAGACAUGAUUACAUCACCAAGUUUCCCAGUGGUGGUGAAGAUCGGACACGCCCACUCUGGAAUGGGAAAGGUCAAGGUGGAAAAUGUGAGUGACUUCCAGGACAUUGCCAGUGUGGUGGCCAUCACUCAGACCUACUGCACCACGGAGCCAUUUAUAGACGCCAAGUACGACAUCAGGGUCCAGAAAAUCGGAGCCGACUACAAGGCAUACAUGCGAACGUCCAUCUCUGGUAAUUGGAAGAGCAACACUGGAUCGGCCAUGUUGGAACAAGUUGCCAUGACUGACAAGUAUAAGCUGUGGGUCGAUACCUGCUCAGAAAUCUUCGGCGGACUGGAUAUCUGUGCUGUCAAAGCCAUCUGUGGCAAGGAUGGUAAUGACUACAUUACUGAGGUGGUUGGCUCAUCGAUGCAGCUGAUCGGCGAUCACCAGGCAGAGGACCGCCAGCUCAUCUCAGAGGUGGUGGCGGCUAAGAUGAGCCAGGCCCUAAUUACCAGGUCAUCUAGUGCUUCCCGCUCACCUGCCCGCUCCCCUCAAGGCCAGAAGCCGACGACUGUGCAGCCCCAACAGGCUGCUGCCCUUAAGGAAGGACAGUCAGAUCCAAGCAGGAACUCUGGCCAGCGCCCUCAACCUCAAGGGGCACCAGUGAAAUCACAGAUUGUGGAAUCAUCACCACAGUCAGCAAAGAGAGCAUCUGAACCGGCACCAAAGCCCAGCCAGGUCCAGAAACCUGCUCCAGGUCCAGCUCAGAUUCAGAAGGGCCCAGUCCAGAGGGCCGCCUCGGUCACAAAGCCUCCAGUGCCGAGGCCUCCCCCUCCGAUGAUAAGAGCCCCGUCCGUCGCAAAGUCGGCCCCAGAUUCUGCCUCCCCCCCAGCCAAAGCUUCACCGUCAUCCCCGGCAAAAGCAGCAGCCGCGGCCGCUCCGGGCUCUCCCCCAUCCAAAGCGGCAGCGGCGGCGGCUCUGGCCUCGGCUCCAGUCUCGGCUCCUCCCCCGGCCUCAGCUCCCACCACAGAGCAGCCCAAGCCACAGCCUCAGGGCUCCCCGACCCCGGCUCCUGGAAAACCCAAAGAGCUGCCUCCAAAACCGGCGCCGCCGGCGAAGCCCAUUCCUCCGCUCCGCAGGAAUUCCAAGCCACAGCUGCAGCCAAAGCCACAAACCCCGCCUCCUCUCAAAGCCACGCCUAAAGCCCAGCCCGCGGGCGUGUCCCCAGCACCCACCCAGGCCUCAGAUACUGCGUCGGCUCCGGCCCAGGCCUCUCCUCCCCAAAACCCCGAGCCUGAACCCGCUGAAGCUGCCGCGGGCCCCGCUGAGGCCGAGGGCCCCGUGGACGAGCAGCCGGGAAGCCAGCAAAAGGCCCAUCCUCUGCUGAAUAAGUCCCAGUCCCUGACCAAUGCCUUCAACGCCAUCAGCGACUCCUCUUUCUUCCGCGGGGCCUCGAGCACCGGAGGCGACGGCCAAGAGGAGGUGAAAGCUGAGACCAUCCGCAACCUCCGGAAGUCCUUUGCCAGCAUCUUCUCUGACUAAGACACGGCCCAACCGUAGUCAGACCCCUUUCGAUCCUGCCCCCCGCCCUCCCUCUCCCCUCUCCCAUUUUACCUUUGGCCAGUGAUGACUUGAUUGACAUUAAACGUGAACCAGUCUGAGAUUAAACUUUGUGUGUUAACUGUACUGUAUCCCCUCCGUCGCCGUCCCUCCUCUCCCCAACUUUCAGCUUCUCUGUGUGAGUAACAGUGAGGCCUUCUGGGUAGGAUGUUCAGUGGAUGAGCCAGAAUGGACUGAAGGAGUUACGUCAUUGAUUUGGACAACAGAGUAGAAUAGAAUAACAAAAUAUUUAUUUUCCCACUUGAAGGAACUCUUCCUGAAUUAUAUAAAAGUAGAAUAUUCAAUUCUAAAUGGAAUGUACAUACAGUAUAUAUAUAUAUAUAUAUAUAUAUUUAUGUAUAUAUACAGUAUAUGAAUAAAAACAUGUAUAACUAUAAAGGGAGAUAAGCCAAUUAUAUCACAAAAGUCCUGUAGCACUUUUCGAUCCACCUUUGUCAGUGACAUAACUCUUUCAUUCAGUGACUGUAUUUAUACAUAUUUAAAGAAAAUAGUUGGAUAUUUGACAUUUAAUAGUUUCCCUUUCAGUGAAUCAAUUUGUCAGUAAGUGCAAGUGUGUGAGUAAAGAAAACUACUUUAAGUAUUUCUUCCUGUGUGAAUCCAGUUGUUGUGUCUUUGGUCCUCAGCGACUAACGACUGGGCUCGUCGGCGCCGCCCCCUUUUUUUGUCUACAAGCCUUGAAGUUCAUUGUCGUGUGAGGGAGUCGCAAAUAUGUGUGUGUUUCUUCUGUGUUGUUAUGCAUGGCUCCUCCAAGUGGUUCGGUGUGACUUUUGGAGAAGAAGUGUUGAGUUUUGCACUCCGUUGCCUCUCUCUCUAGUUCUCUCGAUGUUGUAGCCUUACUGUGAACAUGUUUUCAAUGCAGCUACGUGUCAGCUGUGCAAAUUCAUUCAUUUAUUAUAAUUGUUUGAUGACGUACGGCAAGGAUUGCAACUGCUGUAGUUUUAGGAGCUUUGGGAUCAGACCUAUGAGGUGCUGCACUGAAUAAAUCAAUCCUAAAUAGUAACUGGAUGCAUUUCAAAGAGUAAAAAGAAUUAUGUCUGUAGCUGUGACUGGUGAUUUCUUAUUUCACCUCUGUGUAGAUCUAUCAACAGUAUUGUAACGUGUUGAUCAUUCUCAUCAAAAGACAUUGAGACAGUAGUGCAAUAAACGCCUCGACGUCACUGUUGAGCGCUGUCACCCUCUUAUAGAUAUAAAUAUGAGCAUACAUACAGGACCUGUGUAUCUGUUAGACACCCAACUCUUACAUUCCCUUUAAGAUUUCUUCUAGUCACAACUUUCCAGGUGGCUUUUUAACUGCAGUCGGACGCGCGGCUCCAGUUUAUUACGCCAUAUCAAACUGUUGGUUUCUGUGAUUGAUCCUGUUUGUGUUGUGGGACUUUAAUUAACUAAAGGCAACCUGGAAUGAACCCAGUACCUUGACUGGUCAUUUUCAGCUGUGUUGCUGCCUUUCAAGUUCCUAAGUGUAAGAAACAUAAAUGCAAAUCUCCACACCGCAUCAACCUGUCCGCUUAUACACUACCUUGUUGCAAGUAAACUAUAACAUAUUGUAUUUUGUAUGUAUGUAAGUGUCAUCUCAGGAGUUUAUUUUUUGUAACAUAUUGACUUACUUAUUAUUUGACGCUCUCCAAGUCUAUGGUACAGUAGUUAUUGUUUGUUUUGCACCGUGUUUUCAUUUGUAACACAAUACUGCUUUGCAUGAUCUGGUGACUGACGAUGUUUCUUUCUGUACAGAUAAAAGUCAAUAAAGAUGUGGUUCCAUCAUUCAAGUUA